This is a messenger RNA of Cyprinus carpio (common carp), 2971 nucleotides long. RefSeq names its product inter-alpha-trypsin inhibitor heavy chain H3-like. NCBI's taxonomy places the organism in Eukaryota, Metazoa, Chordata, Actinopteri, Cypriniformes, Cyprinidae. The record is from RefSeq and is a predicted model, not a curated record.
AUGGAUCGAGCAGCUCUCGGGCUGAUUCUGUUGGGUGUUUUUCUCAUCUCAGCCACUUCUCAUCCUGUUAAGAAGAAUGUGGAUAUUUUGGGUUUAUACAUUUUCUCCACGGUCACCAGUCGCUACGCCACAACAGUCAUCACAAGCCGUGUUGCAAACACACUGAAUGAAUCUCAAGGGAUCCAGUUUGAGGUCAAGAUUCCCAAGAAUGCCUUCAUCAGCAAAUUCAGAAUGGUUAUAGAGGGAACAACAUAUGAUGGGGUUGUUAAAGGAAAAGAAGAAGCUCAGCAGCAAUACAAUCAAGCAGUAUCUCGAGGACAAAGCGCUGGACUUGUCAAAUCUGUUGGAAGGACUUUAGAGGACUUUAAAACUUCAGUGACGGUGGCUGCUUUUAGUAAAGUGACCUUUGAGUUGACCUACGAGGAACUGCUAAAGCGCCGCCUCGGCAAAUAUGAGCUACUCAUCAAUGCCCAACCGAUGCAGCCGGUGGCUGACUUCAAGAUGGAUGUGCACAUCCAAGAGAAACCAGGAAUUUCCUUCUUGGAGGUGAAAGGAGAUUUGAGCACCGGUGAUCUGGCCAAUGCCAUCAAAAUCACCAGAGCAGACAAAGAUGCAUGGGUGACCUUCUACCCCACACGAGAUCAACAGACCACGUGUAGAAGCUGUGGAGAAAAUGGGUUGAAUGGAGACCUGCUUAUUACAUAUGAUGUUGAGAGACAAAAUCCCCAAGGAGAAGUUGUGGUAUCAAAUGGCUAUUUCGUCCACUACUUUGCACCCUCUGAUGUUUCACGUAUUCCCAAAAAUGUGGUGUUUAUCAUUGACCGAAGUGGCUCUAUGCACGGCAAAAAAAUAGACCAGACUCGUUUGGCACUGCUAAGGAUUUUGAGUGAUCUUGAUGAGGACGACCACUUUGGAUUGAUCACAUUUGACAGUGAGGUUAGCUUAUGGAAGCGUGAACUCCUCAAAGCUACUGAGACAAACCUGGAGAAUGCGAAAUCUUUUGUGAAGGAGAUCAGAGAUAGAGGAGCCACAGACAUAAACGCUGCAGUUCUAGAAGGAGUGGACAUGAUCAGUCGACAUCCACGAGAGGGAACAGCCUCCAUCCUGAUCCUGCUGACUGAUGGAGAUCCCACUUCAGGUGAAACCAACAUGGAGAAGAUAAUGGCCAAUGUGAAAGAAGCCAUUGGGACAAAGUUUCCCCUCUAUUGUCUUGGUUUUGGAUAUGAUGUAAAUUUUGACUUCCUGACAAAGAUGUCUCUGGAAAAUGGUGGAGUUGCUCGCAGGAUUUAUGAAUAUUCGGACGCUGAUCUACAGCUGCAGGGCUUCUAUGAUGAAGUUGCUGUCCCUCUCCUCAGUGAUAUUCAACUUAAAUACCCAGGAGGGACAAAACUUACCAAGACCAGCUUUAGCUUGUACUUCAAUGGCUCUGAGAUUGUGGUGUCGGGACAAAUCACAGACAACAGUGUGGAGAGUUUCACCACUGAAGUCAUCGCAGUAUCAAAAGGCAGUAAUGUGACGUAUCAGGACACUAUAAUGACAAAAGACCCCAGAGAUGUCCCUCCUGAGAAUGAAGAUUUCAUGCAGAGAUUGUGGGCCUACCUUACAGUGAAGCAGCUUCUAGAGAGACAGGUGCUUCUUAAAGGACAAGAGAAAGAGGAUGAAAUGAAAGAAGCUCUUAAACUCUCCCUAAAAUACCAGUUUGUCACUCCACUCACUUCUAUGGUUGUUACUAAGCCACAGGAAGAAGAAAUAGAAGUUGCUGAGAAACCCAAAGAGGAAGGAAGGCAACAUACUGAUGAUGAUAUAGUUUCUGUUUACCACGAUAUGCGUAAGUUAUUCUAUUUACAGUAUUUACUGUUUUUAACGUAUGCAUUUGAUCUCAGACUCAUAAGUAAACCAUAUAUACGUCAUUGUGGGCUACAAAAUCCGAAUAAUAAUUUGGUGAUAUUUUAUUUAUUUAUUUUAUCUGUGUUUAUUUUUUUAACAAUGGACAUCACAGCUGUGGAAUACUCCGAUUAUUAUGAUCCAGUUAUUGAUGUACAGGAUACAUACAUCUCCCCAACUGAAACAAUGUUUACACCUCUUUUGUAUACAACUACUUCCCCUGCUGUGCAAGUCAAUCGUUUCCUGCUGGCUGUUGCUGGUCAGUCUAAGCCACUUUGUUUUGAUAUUCCUGUUCCUCACAAACUCAGACUCCUACAGGAUUCAGCAUCAGAGUUCUCUAUGAACGGAGAGUCUUUGAGUGAACAGAAUGGAUUCCAUCAAAUUGCUUUUCAUUACAAAACCAACCAUCACUUGAUAAUAAAGACAAAGUCUAUCAGUUACCGUAAUGGCCAGGACAAUGUUGAGUUUUUGUGGGGCCAGGAACCAACCCAAUACAAUACAGAUAGUGUGUCUCUGGUUGUUCUGGAAAAUGAAAUGAAUGUUACCAUGGGAAAUAUUGGUGUUGUUAUUCUUUCUCAUAAGAAAGAUGGGGUCAAGUUUUUGUGGCCUGCCAUUUGGCAAUAUUCAAAAGAUGCCAACCUGACAGGUGUUUUAGGAAAGGCUGAUAUUUCAUAUGAGGAGACUGAAGGAUCACAAACACCAACUCUAAAGAUAAAGGACAAGGAGAUGAAGACGUCUUUGGAGACUGUCAGCGAUUACAGAUUGCAUUCAACUCCUGUUCGAGAAUGCUGGCUUGGCUUCCAGGCUCUGAUGGAGGCAGAGAUUUCUGAUUUCACUGUCACUCAGCUGUAGAGCAGACAAACAGCGUUUCCUAUUAUUUUAACCACAAAGAGAUUUGCAAAUUGAUCUAAUAUUUCUUUAGGUGUGAUCUUUAAAACAGGGGUUUCACAUAAAAGAAAAAUUUGGGUUUUCUGAAAGAAUUUCAGUGAUCAGUUCUUAAAAGACACUUUUUUUUUCUUAGUGUGAAGAACAUGUUAAUAAUUGGAAGAAACUUUUUCCAUAAUAAAAGGGAUACUGACCCUCAAGC